GUUUAACUAGUUCCGUCUUUGCAAAUGCAGACUUAACCAGCACUCGACAUAAGCCAUUCGCAUACAAAUGGCAUCUGUAGUUUUAUCGUUCCUUGCCUUCUUCGGCUCUACAGCGUACGUAACACUGCGAUUUAGCUUGUGAAAGAGAGAGGGGAAAAAAAACUAGAUUAAAGAUAAAAAACGCCAGGCCUCCACAUCUCGCUGAUUUUUGUGAAUGUUUUUAGAGCCCAUGGUUAUGGCCUACGAAACCCAAUUGGGCACCACUGUUUGAAGGGCCAAGAUCUGACCCCGAGGAUGACCUGAGGAUGACGUCACAAAACACGUGCUGAUAAAAAAGGUCAUUUAAAUUUAUCAGCAAUUACCAUAACUCCGUCCUAAGCAUCCAAAGAAAAGUAUAUCUUAAAAAAACUCUAUUUAAUUACUGUUACCGCUAAACUACGCAUAUAAUAUUCUUGAUUUAUUGAUCCUUUUUCAAUAAGAUGCAAGACAGGAUCACAAAAAAAAUAAAUAUAAUCCUAUUAAUCGAAUACACAACCCGUAGUUAGUGACCCAAGCAAAGAGAAGCUACGUUCGCCGAUAAUGAAGUUUUGAGGAAGUAAUAUUUGCCAUUUAUUGACGUAAACCUACUUUUCAGUAACAUUAACUUUUGUAUGAUAAGAGAGAAGUCAUGGACGAAGUAGAAGAACAUCUCAGGGAAGUGUGGAAGACAGGACAGGACCUAGGACUCCUCGACACCGAUAUUGAAAAUGUGAUUCGCGAGGUGUUGGAAGAGGCGCAGGAUAGAGAAAAGAAAUUGGGGGAAAGGCAUAGGGGACGAGAACCCAGUGGUGGAGGUAGAUGUUGGAUUCUGUGGAGGGCUGUGGGAAUUUGGCUGAGGUUUUCCGUGGCGUUGGUGUUCCUGGGGGUCGCGGCCUUCGCCCUCGUCUCGCUGCACAACCCGACGAGGAAGUUCGUGACGAGGAAUGUUCAGGACGCGAUCUACCCCUUCAUGACGACGCUGAGAAUCGUCACGCUGCCCGUCCUCUCGGCCUUUCCCUGGAUGAGCCGCUGGUACUCUGAGGAAUGUCUGGUCGAGAACCCCCUCUACGACCAGCCUAAUGUGGACUGCGCCCCCUGUGGGGUUGACCUCGAAUAUGCCCCGGUCUCCAAGCUCCAGAACUUCACUGACUUUUACUACAACAAUGGAAAGUUUGUGGUGGUGGUGGAUGCACUUCCGCCUGGGAAGGAGGUAUCUUGGGCCAUGCUAGUUGCACAGUUCAAUAUCUGCAAGGAGGAGGAGAUUGGGUCAUGGACGCUAACUCCAAAAACUGAUGGACCAUGUGAUUAUAAUGAUACUAUGGUGAAGGGAGUCCUCCCUGCGCCACGGUCUCACAUUGAAUGGAAAAUUUUCCGAAUAGAGACGCUGCACAUCAUCCGUCAGUUCUUCCCUAGAGUUUACUUUGUGCCUCAGGACACAGAGGUGGCACUUCACCGACACAUUUUCAUAGAUGGGACUGAGUCUGAUGCCUACACUUUGCCACUAACGGAAUUUGCGAAUGUGGUGGUUGUCCAGGGUGAAGGGGAGAGCGUGUUCAAGCUAGAACCAUCACCUCAUUGUCGUGAUGCUUGCCCUUCAGUCACAGUUCAGCUUGAGACAUCACAGGUGUUGUUUUUUAAUUGGAUAUUUUGGCGACCUGUUAGAGUGGGUGGCCAAAAUGUCUCGACUAUUUUUAUGAGUUCCUUUUACUGAAUCAGUAGGACUUUUUGUGAUUUGUAACAUAGGGAUGAAGCAUCAAAAAGGUUUUAUAAACUCAGCAAGUCUGUUGAUGCAGAUAUAAUAGAUUGUGAUGUAAAUGUAAAUUGUUCAUAAUGUGUAUUUAUUUUUUAUUUUGUAGAUAUUAUAUGUACUAUGAAAUGUAAUUAGAAAAUAUUUCUUA
This is a messenger RNA of Penaeus indicus, 1916 nucleotides long. RefSeq lists its product as uncharacterized. NCBI's taxonomy places the organism in Eukaryota, Metazoa, Arthropoda, Malacostraca, Decapoda, Penaeidae. The record is from RefSeq and is a predicted model, not a curated record. The transcript is spliced from 3 exons. Bases 668 to 1729 code for a protein of 353 amino acids.